AUGGAUGUACCAAGGGCUAAUGUAUCGCUAGACGUGGUUAUAGUUGGGGCCGGCAUUGGUGGUAUGGCCGCAGCCUUGACGCUGGGAUUAAGAGGCCAUCGUGUCGUUGUCCUUGAGGCAGCUCCAAAAUUGAUGGAGGUUGGAGCUGGAAUCCAAGUAUCACCAAACAUGCUGAGAAUGUUCGAACGAUGGGGUGUUUCGGACUUGAUUCAUGCUCAAGACGUCGCGCUGGAGCACAUCCACGUACGACGAUGGGAGGAUGGCAAGCUUCUUGCCACGAUGCCAGUCAACAAGACUUUCGGUCAACAGACAGUCAUCCACCGAGCAGACCUGCACAACGCUCUCAUUGAAAAGGCCCUGGCACUGCCCAACGUAGAACUGCGUGUGAACUCGCUCGUCACGAAUGUCGAGUUCAGCCCAGCAUCCGUCACACUCGCCAAUGGAACCAUUGUCCGUGGCGACAUCGUCAUCGGUGCCGACGGCAUCAAGUCCACCAUCCGGGGACACCUGCUGGAAGACCCAUCCCUAAAGGCCAUCGCCACGGGCGACGCUGCGUACCGAAUCAUGCUCCCACGCAGCAUGAUGGAACAAGACCCCGAGCUGAAGAGCUUGAUCGAUGAGCCGCAGGCGACUCGCUGGCUCGGUCCUGGACGCCAUAUUAUCGCAUACCCCGUCCGCAACCACCAACUGUAUAACGUUGUCCUGCUGCACCCCGACCGACAGGAAGUCGAGGAGUCGUGGACGACGAAGGGCUCGAAGCAAGCAAUGGUCGAUAACUAUGCUGGGUGGGACCCGAAGAUCACGAAGCUGAUCGAUAUGGUCGAUGACGAUGAAGUGCUGGAAUGGAAGUUGUGUCUGCAUCGCCCGCUGAAGACGUGGGUUCGGGGCUCGGUGGCUUUGAUUGGUGAUGCGUGUCACCCGAUGCUUCCGUACGUGGCACAAGGUGCGGCCCAGGCAGUCGAAGACGCAGCAGCGCUGGGUGUCCUUUUGUCGACUAUCUCGUCUCGACACGAUAUCCCCCGUGCGCUGCAGGUAUAUGAAAAGUCCCGGAAACUGCGUGCAGAGACGGUGCAGCAAUCAGGAUCCGAUAACCGUAUCACUUUGCACUUGCCCGAUGGACCUGAGCAGGUUGCCCGCGAUGAACAAUUCCGGGCUUCAACGACAGGAUCCAACCCGGAUAAGUGGUCUGAUCGCGAGACGCAGCGGAUCUUGUGGGGAUGGGAUGCUGAGAAGGCCGCUUUGGAGACUUGGAUCGGUAAGAUUGAAUCGAGCACCGAGGGCAAGCUCAACGCCAGCUUGUAGUGGACACACACACUACUUUAUACAUUAUAUUCAACAUAAAGCACCAUGGUGCACACCCCGAGAUAUCAAACUCGACCCCUCUUGGAAUGGAUGAUAUCUCUUCAUAUUUGUCUCUCCUCGACCCAGCCCGUUGGCCCUGGUACAUAUGCAUGGGAGGACUUGUAAAUAUUAUUCCACUACGACCAAUAGACAUAGAACGCAUAUACAGACUACUCAAUGAACAAUGAAG
Messenger RNA from Penicillium subrubescens, 1531 nucleotides. RefSeq names its product putative salicylate hydroxylase. Gene Ontology annotation, molecular function: monooxygenase activity; FAD binding. Bases 1 to 1302 code for a protein of 433 amino acids. Gene Ontology annotation, biological process: secondary metabolite biosynthetic process. The transcript is spliced from 7 exons. Lineage: Eukaryota; Fungi; Ascomycota; Eurotiomycetes; Eurotiales; Aspergillaceae. The record is from RefSeq and is a predicted model, not a curated record.